GCAAUCUGGAAGUCGACAGCAACAGACAACAACCGCCGCCAUGCCUACCAGACUCACCAAGACGCGGAAACACCGCGGUCACGUCUCCGCCGGUCAUGGUCGUAUUGGAAAGCACAGGAAGCACCCGGGUGGUCGUGGUAUGGCCGGUGGUCAGCACCACCACCGUACUAACCUCGACAAGUACCACCCUGGUUACUUCGGUAAGGUUGGUAUGAGACACUUCCAUCUCCAGCGCAACCACUACUGGAAGCCCACCAUCAACCUCGACAAGCUCUGGUCUCUCGUCCCCGAGGAGACCCGCGAGAAGUAUGUCGCUGGUAACGCUCCUUCCGAUAAGGCCAUCGUUCUCGAUCUCCUUUCUUUGGGUUACGCUAAGGUCCUCGGAAAGGGCCGUCUUCCUGAAGUCCCCAUCGUUGUCAAGGCUCGCUACGUCAGCAAGGAAGCUGAGCGCAAGAUCAAGGAGGCUGGUGGUGUCAUUGAGCUCGUUGCUUAAAUGCUGCGAACAUGUUCGGAUUAGGAUACUUAGUGUUGGAAUGUCUCGAUGAAAUGAAAUAAAGAGGACGGUAAAACCGAAAUAUCGAACGGACAUUGAUACAAUGGAGAGCAAGCGGAAAAUCUUUUCUUCAGACAGAAGAUCAUCCUCUACGUGUGAUAAUGAACGAAAAGUUAGCAUUGUUCAAAUGGAUAGACUGCAUGCUUACGACAACACUGCUGUCUACCGAAACUGUCUUUUCGGCAGUUAAAACUAUUUCUCAGGUCUCAUAGCAAUAUUCAAGACUAUUUGUCCUAGUUUUCUCACAUUCAUU
Molecule: messenger RNA, 806 nt
Organism: Talaromyces stipitatus ATCC 10500
Lineage: Eukaryota; Fungi; Ascomycota; Eurotiomycetes; Eurotiales; Trichocomaceae
Product: 60S ribosomal protein L28
Exons: 3
Coding region: 41-493 (150 amino acids)
Biological process (GO): translation
Cellular component (GO): ribosome; cytosolic large ribosomal subunit
Molecular function (GO): structural constituent of ribosome
Source: RefSeq, a predicted model, not a curated record